GAGCCUUUCCUGGCUGGCAGCAAGAUACGAAGCACCUUGGUUCUCCUGGCUGCUGAGUGUAUUAACUUGUAGACUUGCAGAAUGGCAGCUGCAAAUCCAUCCAUCAUACUUGCUCUACCUGUUCAAGUCCCUUCCUGGGAACAUCAAAGAAUCACAGAAAUGGAAAGCAUCAGUUGUGAGUCACAGAGCUCCAUAACCUUUGAGGAUGUGGCCAUAGACUUUACCAGAGGGGAGUGGGAAUUGCUGGAUCCAUCUGAGAGAGAACUCUACCGAGACGUGAUGCUAGAGAACUACAGAAACUUGGCUUCCCUGGGACAUAAGCUCAGCAAACCUACUCUGAUCACCCAACUGGAACAGGAACAUCACCUAAAGACUGUGGAGAAAAAAAUUCAUCAAGACCCUUGUUCAGUGCCUCUUCAAACUCCUACUUUUACACAUCAGAGGAUCCCAAAGGUGGAAAACAUUUACUGUGCAUCACAGAGCUUGGUAACCUUCGGGGAUGUGGCCAUAGAUUUCACCAAGAAAGAGUGGAAGCUGCUGGACCCACUUCAGACAGAACUCUAUCGAGACGUGAUGCUGGAGAACUAUAGAAACUUGGCUUUCUUGGAACGUCAGCUCAGGAAACCUAGUAUGAUUACCCAGCUGGAAGAAGACCAUGACCCAAAGACUGUGAAGCAAAGAAUUCACCAAGAUCCUUAUUCAGAUAGGAUGAUUUUGUCACCAGUCAGCAACCAAUCACAGCAUAUCCAAAAGAAUUUGGAAAGAGAAAGACUCAGUGACAAGAGGUAUGGGGGAUUGAACCCAGUGCUUUGUACAGAGCUACAUCCUCAACCUUUUUUUCAUUUUUUAUCUUUGUUUUUUAUUUUAUUUUUAAAUUUUAUUCACUUGUUUAUUUUUGUUUUUGAGAUACAGUCUUGCUAAGUCAAUAAAUGGGGCAAUGGGUUCCAGUUUGCGAUUCUGUGGCAUUACCCUCCCUCUCGAGUUUGGGAUUACAGGUAUGCACCAUAACACCCAGACAAUAAAGUGAUUCUUAAAC
Cavia porcellus (domestic guinea pig) is the source of this 1036-nucleotide messenger RNA. RefSeq names its product zinc finger protein 560-like. The transcript has 9 exons. Lineage: Eukaryota; Metazoa; Chordata; Mammalia; Rodentia; Caviidae. The coding region runs from base 82 to 921 and encodes 279 amino acids. Gene Ontology annotation, biological process: regulation of DNA-templated transcription. The record is from RefSeq and is a predicted model, not a curated record.